AUGAUAUACAAUCACACGACAAUUACAAAUGACAAUCUAUAACAAAAGCAAAAUAACUGGAAUUUCUUUCUUACUAAAUUUACAUGCAGAGGAAAAAUAUCGAGAUAUUAAUGACACGGAUGGCACGUUAUUCAAUUACGUCUUCGUCACUUAAUGAAAAACAAACGUAUAACGAUCUUAAAAUAAUGUUAAGGAAUAAUUUAAUAGAUUAUUUCAAAACUCACAAAUGUACCAAAUCAUUUAUACGAGAUGUUAAACAAUAUUAUAAGAUAACUUAUAAUCAGAAAAUCGAAUCAUUCAGUAUAAAUAUAAGCGAAGAUACUACGAAAGAAAUAUCGAAUUUCAUAUUUUAUGCAAUGGAAAAAAAUUCAAGCAACGAGUAUUUACUAGAUUUUAUGAAACUAUUGAUCAGUCACAAAGAAUUAUGUGAAUACGAUAUUUUCAAAAUUCUAUUAUUAAUACAAAAUUACUUUACUGAAUAUAACUUUGACAAUCGUCGAAGUUUAACAAUCGAUUAUAUAAAAGAAAAUAGGACUAUAAAUUUUGAUUCAAAAUUAAGUAACACAAUAUCUUCAAGAAGCUUACAUUUUGAAAAUAACCAGUGUGAUGAAAUUAAAAAUCUUGUACUUAACUUAGCAGGUAAUAUUUGUAAAUUUAACAACGGACUUGGAAGUGACGAAGGGAAUGCAUCAAACGGUCACGGUUCAACGAUCGAUGUUGAGGAUUGUUCUAAAUUAGCUCAAUAUUUUUCAAGCGUUUUACAGAAAUCUAAAAACUGUUAUGACCGACAUAAGUCUCCUGUACUUUUGCCUAUAACCACAUAUUUCUCAUCAGGCACAACAGAUUUGACUGGAAACGAAAAAAAUAAACAAAUAUUAAUGUCGUUGUUACAAAAAAUUGAUCAAACUAAAAACGUGGCUAAGGCAUUUACAAAACAUUGUAUAUCUAGAGAUAUCGAAAACUUUAUAAACGCCUGUGUAACAUUGAGUGAUAAUUUAAAAAAGAUAACUGAACAAAAUGAAAAUGGUCGAACUUGUCUGUGCGAAGGGAAAUGUGAAACAUGUGGUUGCGUUCAUAGUGAUGAAGAAAGCAAAGAUGAUAGUAAGGAUGACGUUGACAAAGAUAUUAAGGCAGAUGAUAUUGUAAAAGAGGAAAUAGAAACAGAAUCGAAACAGAAGAGCGAAUCGAAUAUUGAGAAAAACAAUAUUUCAGCAGAGAGUUCAGGUGGAUACUUCGAAAGGAAAGUUAAGACUUCAAAAAUUAAACGAUUUACCAACAGUGAUGGUACCGUACGGGAGGAAAUAGAAACUACUAUUGUAACAGAGAAAAUACACGAUCCCGUUGGAGAUAUUGUUGAUAUAGAUCGAGAUGAUGACAUAGAUCUAGAAGAAGAAGAAGUACUAAAUUGAUUUGAAUUCCCUACAACCAUUUUUACAAAUGUAACUUGUGUAGGUAAAAUAAAAUGCAACAUAUUAAUAUAUAAAAAUUGUAUAACAUUGCGUUAUUGCCGAGAAAUAUAUACAAAAAUAAACUAUAAUUCCUCUUAUUCCUUUUGGAGAAAGCAGAUAUUAAAUUAGUUGAAUAAAACAUAACAAUUCGUUUAGUGAUUUUCUUUGUAAGUAUUUUUUUAUUUA
Messenger RNA from Papilio xuthus (Asian swallowtail), 1634 nucleotides. RefSeq lists its product as uncharacterized. NCBI's taxonomy places the organism in Eukaryota, Metazoa, Arthropoda, Insecta, Lepidoptera, Papilionidae. The coding region runs from base 84 to 1409 and encodes 441 amino acids. The transcript is spliced from 2 exons. The record is from RefSeq and is a predicted model, not a curated record.